Sander lucioperca (pikeperch) is the source of this 4238-nucleotide messenger RNA. RefSeq names its product ubiquitin specific peptidase 33 (gene usp33). The coding region runs from base 432 to 3182 and encodes 916 amino acids. Gene Ontology annotation, biological process: protein deubiquitination. Gene Ontology annotation, molecular function: zinc ion binding; cysteine-type deubiquitinase activity. NCBI's taxonomy places the organism in Eukaryota, Metazoa, Chordata, Actinopteri, Perciformes, Percidae. The transcript is spliced from 25 exons. The record is from RefSeq and is a predicted model, not a curated record.
UUUUUUUUACCGGAAAAGGGGCGGAGACAGCUGUAACGUUAGCAACCACGCUGGGCAACAGGAACGGUUAUCGUUAAUGUGACUUGAUUGCCCUUUGAAAUACAUCUUUAAAUACACACUGAAUCUGUGCCUUAUACAUCAAGUACAAUUGGAUCUACCUGAGAAACGUCGUGUCUUUAUUUUUAUCGCGCAGCGAACCCCCUGCUCCCCUAAGGGCUAUAUGAAGCUGUGCAUGAGCCUUGUUUCCAUUUGAAGAGGAGAUGGGAAGGCGGCCUUCUCAAGAAGCAUGAUAAAUAGAAACCUCCAGUGGUUUCCUGUCAUCCCACUGUACAGGGCUUAUACGUCUUGUCGGGUAGCUGCCGAACUUCCUCUUUUCAUACACACUGAAAAAAGUACAGCAGGAGUCCAUCAUAAAGACCUGUGGGUGAGUGAUGCCGCCGGCCUCCAGCUGUGACUGCCCCCAUCUGGACUCUGUUGGGGAGAUCACCAAGGAGGAACUCAUUCAGAAAUCCCAUGGCCAGUGUCAAGACUGUAAAGUUGGAGGUCCAAAUUUGUGGGCGUGUUUGGAGAAUGGCUGUGCAUAUGUAGGCUGUGGAGAAUCUCACACUGACCACAGCACUGUGCACUCGCAGGAGACCAGGCACAACCUUACGGUGAACCUGACCACGCUUCGGGUGUGGUGCUACGCCUGCGGCAAGGAGGUUUUUCUGGAGCGGAAACUAGGUCCUCACUCGCCACAUGCCACCAGCAAACCCCUCCCGUCUCCACAGAAUGCUGGACAGGAUGACAGCAGGGCCCCUGGGAGCCCAACCUCUCUGAGAGUGCCCCCUAAUGGAGGCUGUGAAGACCUGGACAUGGAGACAGAGGAGGAGGAUGAACUGCGUGCCAGAGGUCUGACGGGGCUGAAGAACAUAGGCAACACGUGCUACAUGAACGCUGCCCUCCAGGCUCUGUCCAACUGCCCGCCCUUGACACAAUUCUUUCUGGAAUGUGGUGGCAUGGUGAGGACAGACAAGAAGCCCGCACUCUGCAGAAGCUACCAGAAACUAGUGUCAGACCUGUGGCACAAGAACAGACCCUCCUACGUGGUCCCAACCAACUUGUUUCAGGGGAUCAAAGCUAUAAACCCCAUGUUUAGAGGAUAUUCUCAGCAGGACUCUCAGGAGUUUCUGCGCUGCUUGAUGGAUCAACUUCACGAGGAGCUGAAGGAGACGCUGCCUGAGCCCUACGACCAGUCCAACGGCAUCACGGUGGAGGACGGCCGCGAGGAGGACAACCGCAGUCAGUCAGACAACGACUUCCAGUCAUGCGAAUCCUGCGGCAGCAGCGAGCGGGCCGAUAAUGAGGUGCAGGGCGGGAACGUGACGAUGGAAGACACCAACGAGGCUGAGAUGCUGAUUCCUGAGCAAGAUGAGAUCCAGGCCAACAGGGAAUGGCAGAAGGAAAAAAACAUGAUUAAUGACCUUUACCGUUCUGGAGUUAAUGGUGUCAUGGGUGGGAGCACUGGAGUGGACAUGGACAAAGAUGUUGACACCACCACUGAAACCACACCCAUUAUCAGCAGCCAGGGAGCCAUCAAGGUUCAAGGCAGAACAUCAGAUUCCUUCCCAGACAUCCAAAUGUCCAACUCUACAAGACCACAGAGUUUAGUCCCAAUGGAGGGACAUAUUCCCAAAAUGUCCAGCAGCCCACCCAAAGCUGCCUCAGGCUGGCCCAGCCUAAACCCUGCACAUAAGAAAGCAGUGACCACAUUCUCCCCACCAAAGAGCAAGCGUCAGAAGAAAUACCGCAGUGUCAUCUCAGAUGUGUUCGAUGGGACCAUUGUCAGCUCAGUUCAGUGCCUCACCUGUGAUCGGGUGUCCGUGACCCUGGAGAACUUCCAGGAUAUCUCGUUGCCUAUCCCAGGGAAGGAAGACCUGGCCAAGCUUCACUCCGCCACCCACCAGACCUCCCUGGUUAAAGCUGGCUCCUGUGGGGAAGCUUAUGCACCACAGGGCUGGAUUGCAUUUGUCAUGGAAUACAUCAAGAGUUGGUUCUGGGGUCCAGUGGUUACGCUACAAGAUUGUCUUGCAGCUUUCUUUGCCAGAGAUGAACUAAAGGGAGACAACAUGUACAGCUGUGAAAAAUGCAAGAAAUUACGAAACGGAGUCAAAUUUUGUAAAAUGCAAAGUUUGCCAGAGAUUCUGUGUGUCCACUUGAAGCGCUUCAGGCACGAACUGAUGUUCUCCACCAAAAUAAGCACCCACGUCUCCUUCCCGCUGGAGGGCCUGGACCUGCAGCCUUUCCUGGCCAAAGACAGCUCCGCCCAGACCACCAACUAUGACCUGCUGUCAGUCAUCUGUCACCACGGCACUGCCAGCAGUGGCCACUACAUAGCGUACUGCAGGAAUGAUGUGAACAAUCUGUGGUAUGAAUUUGAUGACCAAAGUGUGACUGAGGUGUCUGAAUCCUGUGUCCAGAAUGCUGAGGCCUAUGUCCUCUUCUAUAAAAAGAGCAGCGAGGAUGCACUGAAAGAGCGUAGGAGGGUGUCUGGUUUAUUCAACAUGAUGGAGCCCAGCCUUCUGCAGUUCUACAUCUCCCGCCAGUGGCUUAACAAGUUCAAGACCUUUGCUGAGCCGGGGCCCAUUUCCAAUGACGACUUCCUGUGUUUGCAUGGAGGUGUGCCCCCCAACAAAGCAACAUUCAUCGAUGACCUGGUUGUAAUGCUGCCGCAGAACGUGUGGGAUCACCUUUACAGCAGGUACGGAGGAGGCCCAGCUGUCAACCACCUGUAUGUUUGCCACACGUGCCAGAUUGAAAUAGAAAAACUGGAGAAACGGUGCAAAUCAGAGCUGGACAUGUUUGUCAGGCUGAACAAGGCGUUCCAGGAGGAGGAGUCUCCAGUGGUCAUAUACUGCAUCAGCAUGCAGUGGUUUCGUGAGUGGGAGGGCUUUGUCAAAGGAAAAGACAAUGAUCCACCGGGACCCAUUGAUAAUUCCAAGAUUACAGUAAACAAGAACGGCCAUUUAACACUCAAACAAGCAGGCGCUGACUCGGGGCAGAUCUCUGAAGAGACGUGGAACUUCCUCCACUCCAUCUACACCGGCGGUCCACUUGUGACGGUUCGGCCAAACAUCAGCCACCAGGAAGCAGAAACAUCACAGUCAGAGGAGAAGAUCGAGAUGGAGACACGCUCUAUUUAAUCAAGCACUCUGCAGAUAACAAUGUAAAACAUUUAAGAAAUGAAAAGCCUUUUAUUUUGCACUGACUUUUAUUUAAAAAGCAUUUGAGCAAAGGACCUCAUCUUUACCGCUACAUGACAGCCUUUGACUGCUGACAAGAGGGAAUUAACAUGUCUGAAAAGGUUUGUCAUGUUGUACAAAUCUGUAUAAAGAGCUCUAAAAUUUAUAUUAGCACUGUAGUAUUCAUGUCAGGUUGUUUUCAGAACCAAGCAUUUGAAUUACAUGCAGCUAAAAAAAUCCAGUGAAUGCCAUAUUCCUUUUUGUUUUUGAACAAAUGAGCACAUUGUAUCUCCAUGUGUCUUGUGUUGUUGAUAUUGAGGAAUCACAAUACAUCUUGCUGUAGAUAUAUCACACAUUUUUCCUGUUGUAAGAGAAUACUGUCCAAUGAAUGGUAAGAGAAGCAAAAUGUGACACUUAAAGUGAUGAAAAUCAUAAGGUUAUGAAGGGACUAAUUAGUGAGUAGUCUCAGGAAUUAAUUUUGUGUAUUGCACUGUUCUAUAGAUGUACAAAUUGGCAUGCUCUCGCAAAUGUCUGGUUUGUAUUUGAAUGUACCAGUACUGAUAGUAUAUUGGUCAAGAUUCAGCACUUGGUAACUUAUCACAGAAGGGAGUGAUUUAUAAUAUGAUGUUAAUAGCAUUUUUUGUAGAAAUAUGUGGCAGGCAGAGUCUGUUAAGAAUGCAUGCUUUAACACUCAUUUCCAGUUUAACAUGACAUGUAACUGCAUGUAAAUGCAAAGCUGCUCAUAAAAUGUGCACGCAAAUCAUGAUCUGGAUCUACCUUUACUAAAUUGUGCAGCUGCAGAAAGCAUAUUGCAGUAUGUAAUCAGCAUCAGCAGCAAUCUAGUUAAUUAAAGGCAUUAUUUUUGUGUAACGUUACAGGCAUGGUGUUGUUUAACGUGCUGGCUGAUAGGGGGUGGAACAGAAUGCUGUACUGUAAGGUUUUGCAUAUGGAUGUCACUUGAGUAAAAUCUAUCUUGAAUUUUGCUGGCUGACACUAUUAAAACUUGAUGAAAACAUG